This is a messenger RNA of Bipolaris oryzae ATCC 44560, 234 nucleotides long. RefSeq lists its product as uncharacterized. NCBI's taxonomy places the organism in Eukaryota, Fungi, Ascomycota, Dothideomycetes, Pleosporales, Pleosporaceae. The annotation marks the transcript as partial. The transcript has a single exon. The record is from RefSeq and is a predicted model, not a curated record.
AUAUAUGCUGCCUGGAAGGAUUCACCCGGCCCAAUGAAUGCUUGCCAGCACUGCAGCGUCUCCAUCUGGCUGCUCAGGCGCGCCCCAUAUUUCCCGAACGCAAGACACAUUACUUCAUACUGCUCCACUGAAUAUCGAAACAGCACAAAGUUGCUAAGCAAGUCGCUUCUCUAUACUUCGUCUUCUUCAUCUACUUUCGUGCAAAACGAAUGUGAUUGCGCAAUAUGUAGUUAG